GAAUUAUUUUAAGAUGAAUAUUGAUUCAACCAAAGUUUUGAAUGGAAAACAAAUAUUCUACUUGAAUGCUACAAAAAAAAAUCGUCGCUAAGGAUGAUAUCGAUUUAACAAUUCAACAACCAAAGUAACUCAAAGUUUUUGAUUAUAAUUCAAGUCUAAUUAAUUUUUUUUUGUAGUUAAAAAUGACUGGAUCUUUGGAGCCAACGCUAUUAGAAAAAAGAAUUUCAGAUGCAUUUGACGUAUUUGACAAUGCUCGAAGCCAUGAAGUUGAUGUUAGGGAAUUGGGUACAAUAAUAAGAUCACUGGGAUGUGUGAUAAGUGAAGCAGAGUUACAAGAGAUUCAGGUUGAAGUUGAAGAUGUAGAAAAUAAUUGCGUGACACAGGAAAGAUUCGUUGAAUAUAUGGCCAAAGCAAUAUGUGAACAAAAAUUCAAACCAGCAGAUCCUGAAGAUUUGUUGCAAGCAUUCCAACUCCUGGACCCAGAUAAUCAUGGGUAUAUUAUGCGUGCUGACAUGGAAAAAGCAUUGAUGGAAAUCGGGGAACCUUUUACCAAAGAAGAAAUCGAUGAAAUGAUGUCUGUAGCAUGCGAUCCGGUGACUAACAAAAUAAACUAUGAACUUUACAUCAAUUCACUUAUUGUUGAUGAUUAAACUAUUAAAACUUACAACAUAAUCCAAGCCUUCUUGAGUUGGGCGAUCUCGAGAAUACACCAUCGUCAUUUUAGUUGCUUGGACGGCUACUGGACUUUUUUUUGAAAUUUCCUCAGCAAGCGC
Molecule: messenger RNA, 773 nt
Organism: Cotesia glomerata
Lineage: Eukaryota; Metazoa; Arthropoda; Insecta; Hymenoptera; Braconidae
Product: dynein regulatory complex protein 8-like
Exons: 4
Coding region: 183-650 (155 amino acids)
Molecular function (GO): calcium ion binding
Source: RefSeq, a predicted model, not a curated record